AUGAUAAAAAUUCAAAAUCUUGAAGAUGAACGCUCCAAUAUAGAGAAUAAAUUAUAUAAAUUUAAAAUGGAGUUGGAAACUUGUAAAUUAUCUAAGGAAACAUUGUAUCGAGAUAAACAUAAAUUAAUUAUGUUUUUGAAGCAAUUAGGAAAAGCUAUGCAAAAGGAUAAAAUUACAGAGGAAAUUGGGAUUAAUCUUUACAUGGAGUCGCUUUUAACGCGAGCAAAACAAUUAAAAAGGAUGGAGGUCAAUAAUAAUAUUGUUAAGGUAACAUCAGUCAGUUAUCAUCUACAACGUCGUAUUAGGUUACUUCAAGAACAGCUUCAAAGAAGAGAACUACACUUAGACCUGCUAAGAAGAAAGCUUAGUCGUCAAGAAGAUAAUUUAUGUAUUAAAUCUCUAUUACAAACUCAGUUAGAUAAAUCUAAUUUCAGAGUAAAAAAUAUGAUAAAACAACAUAAAGAAAUUAAAAUGCAACUUAAUAAGGAAAGGGAGCUCUGUAAAAAACUCAGUACACAGUUACUAGAAACAGCAGAUCAUAAGAUAGCUGCAUUAGAAAAAAGUCGCAAAAUAGAAGAUUUAGAGAAUCUAUUAAUAAGGAGUGAUAUACUAAAAAAGCAAUAUAUUCAAAAAUAUACUAUGAUCAAGGAACAAAUUCGAAAAACAAAUGAAAAUGUUAAACAAAAAUGUUCUAUUAACGAUCAAUCUCUACAGUUUCUACGUGAUAAACUUCAUGAAGUUAAGCAAAAUUUAGUUGAAGUCACUUAUAAACAAUCUGAAUUGCAGAAUUUUCGCGUUUCUGUAGCUAAGUUAUUAUCCAUACCAAUUUGCAGAUCAGAUUAUGAAAUCAUUUCUCAUCUAAAAAAAAUAGUAGCCACAUAUGGAGAAUUUAUUAUAUUGUCUGAAAGAAAUGAGGAAUAAUUCAAAUCAAAUCCGUCAAGACUCAUA
This is a messenger RNA of Ceratosolen solmsi marchali, 948 nucleotides long. Its product is annotated as coiled-coil domain-containing protein 170. The record is from RefSeq and is a predicted model, not a curated record. The transcript has 6 exons. Bases 1 to 921 code for a protein of 306 amino acids. Lineage: Eukaryota; Metazoa; Arthropoda; Insecta; Hymenoptera; Agaonidae.